This is a messenger RNA of Dromaius novaehollandiae (emu), 3302 nucleotides long. It is a transcript of the gene RAB5B, whose product is annotated as RAB5B, member RAS oncogene family. The record is from RefSeq and is a predicted model, not a curated record. NCBI's taxonomy places the organism in Eukaryota, Metazoa, Chordata, Aves, Casuariiformes, Dromaiidae. Gene Ontology annotation, cellular component: Golgi apparatus; endosome. The transcript has 6 exons. The coding region runs from base 259 to 906 and encodes 215 amino acids. Gene Ontology annotation, molecular function: GTPase activity; GTP binding.
AGGCGGGCCGGUCGCCCCGCUGCCCGCCGCUGAUUGGCUGGGCGGCGCCUUAAUCCCGCCCGCGCGAGGAGGGUUUGGUUGAGCAGCUGUUUGUGUGCUCGGCGCUGGGGGCCGCGACGGGGAGGCCGGAGCCGCCGCAGGACAGCUGAGCACAUCAGACGCCUCUGCUCUGUCCCGAGCCCCUGCCCCUGCCCGGGCUGGUCGGUGCCCUCACGGUUCUCUGGUUCGCGGGUGCCCGGUGCUAGCAGGACCCAGGCCAUGACCAGCAGAGGAGCCGCCAGGCCGAAUGGUCAGUCCCAAGCUAGUAAAAUCUGUCAGUUCAAGCUCGUGCUGCUGGGCGAGUCGGCGGUGGGGAAAUCCAGCCUGGUGCUGCGCUUCGUCAAGGGCCAGUUCCACGAGUACCAGGAGAGCACCAUCGGGGCGGCGUUUCUUACACAGUCUGUCUGCCUGGAUGACACAACAGUAAAGUUUGAAAUCUGGGAUACAGCUGGCCAGGAAAGAUAUCACAGUCUGGCCCCGAUGUAUUACCGGGGGGCACAAGCUGCCAUCGUGGUCUACGAUAUCACCAACCAGGAAACGUUUGCACGGGCGAAGACAUGGGUGAAAGAGCUGCAGAGACAAGCCAGCCCCAGCAUCGUGAUCGCCCUAGCGGGCAACAAGGCUGAUCUGGCCAGCAAACGUAUGGUGGAAUACGAAGAGGCACAGGCCUACGCAGAUGACAACAGCCUAUUGUUCAUGGAGACAUCGGCCAAGACGGCGAUGAACGUGAACGACCUCUUCUUGGCCAUCGCUAAGAAGCUGCCAAAGAGCGAGCCCCAGAGCACGAGCGGAGCGGCAGGGAGGAGCAGAGGCGUGGACCUUCACGAGCAAACCCAGCAGAACAAGAGCCAGUGCUGUAGCAACUAAAGGGUGGCGUUAGCCAGAUGCCAGCGUGAGAGGAAGAGCUAAGAUAUAACCUCCAUUCCCCCGUCCACCACACCUCACCUCCAUAACGGCACACUGAGAAACCCGUCUGAACCAAAACCCUCCCGAGAGCUCUGUCUAACUGCACUUUUUAAUGCUUCAAAACCACCACCAGACACCUGUUACCACCAUCCUGAUGACAGUGGAACUAGAUCAGCCGGGGACUUAACUUCCAAAAACAAACUCUUCUUCACUUUGUAUUAUAGGUGCAAAUAGCUACCUAAUUCUGAUUUCUCCCUCGACCUUUCUCCCUGUCCCACCUCCCUCUUUGCUUUGGUAAAUCUGUGUUCUCGGUCUUGUAACGUCUCUCCUUCUAUCCUCCCCUUAGAGCUGGGGCGGGGAGAGACGCGAGGAGGUGGCAACAUCAUCCUUAGAGGUUCACUUUAGGACGAACAAGUUGGAACCGGAGACUUCCAGAAAACCUGGGUUUUUUUCUGAGGGGGUCUUUCAUGGAUUUAUUUUUAAUUUUUUCUCCUGUUCCUUUUGUUUCGCUGUUCAGGGGGGAAAAGCUGCAGUGUCCUUAAUUUCUUCCUAGGUGGCCUUUUUUGCCGAAGGAUCGGAAGUGCCUGGGAACUUUUUACGGGGGGAGGGGGGAAGCGGGGAAGACUGCUGUAACCAGAAAGUCUGUCCCUGAGCACCGAUCGCUACGAAGCUAACGCAGGUAAUCGUCAGCACUGCUACGCCUUUGUGACUAGUCGUUGCGUGUUAUUGCUAUGAACACGACAUGAGCAACGUCCCUCCGGUGAUCCUGCUGCGGCCGUGCCCUGCCGGCCCCUCUGCCGUGCCACCCGCGGCCGACGGGCUCGCGAGUGGGGUGGCCGCCCCGGCGCUGCCGCCGUCUCGCUCGCGGUGACGACCCCCUUGGUCUCUUCUCUCGCUCUUUGGUUUGUCCCUUCCCUCCUCCAGACUAGCAGCAGCUGCAUGAACGGUCUCUGGUUUGCACUUUAGUCGUGGAAAUGUCCAGUUAAGAUGCACCUUGUUUUGUUUUUUCCUCUUGGUCCUGUUCAGUCCGAGCUCUCCGGGGGCUCGGGAGCAGCGGAGGGAGAAGGCGUCGUAGUGCUGGUUUUUCUGCUUUCCCCGAGGAGCUUUCUGGGCUGGAGAAGUGGUCGCGGCGCCUCCGUGCAGCGGGCUGGGCCCGGGAGAGCUGGAUGUUACCAGGUGGCAUCCGACGGUCCCGCGCGGAGUAGGGAAGGGUCGCGCCGGAGCGGGCUCCUCUCCCCGGGGAGAGGCCGGUCGCGGGGCAAAAGGCCUCCUGUUUUCCGGGCGCGCCGGCUCCGUGUGAGCCCGCUCCAGCAGCGCGCUCGGGGGCCGAGCCGGAACGGAGCGUCUCCGCGGGCUGGCGUCGUGCAGGCGCGCGUGUGUCGGAGCACGGUUGCUAAUUGCUAAUUACUAAUCGCGCCCAUAAGGCUAAUUGCACGUAAUUCUCCAGUCUAACAGGCGGCGCGGCGGGUCUGUAGAGGGCAGCACAGCCUGGCUCUUGGGUUCCUCCCCGGCACCCCGCGCUCGGGCCGCGUCCUGCCGCUCUCCCUGGUCCCGCUGGGCCCUGGGGUCGGGGUAGACCUGGCCCCUCCCAGCGGGGGGACCUGCCCGCAGGGCGGGAGCUGCCGGGCUCUGGGGUCCCCGGGGGCGGCGCAGACCCCCCGAGCAGGUCGCUGCACAAACGUCCGCCGCCCGCCCGGGCCCCUCGCGCAGUUUUGGGGAGCAGCGGGACCGGCCUGGCGUGAAGCUCCCCGGGGCGGGGAUGGAGCUCGUAGGCGCCCGCCCUGCCCCGGUGCAGAGGGUCGGUGGUGCCGAGCGGCUUCCCCGGCCGAGGAUCAGGCCCCCGCGGCAGGGGCAGCCCCCAAGGGACGGUCCCGCUUUGCCCCGGGUGGAGGAGCCGCCUCCGCGCUGCUCGCCCGAUGCCCGCGGGCUCGAGCCUCGGGGCGGCCCUGGCUUGCCGGGGCGCCGGUCGCUGGUGCCAACGGGGCCGAGCGGGGGGAGCGCGGCCGCUGCCUUACGGCGGCUCCGGCGGGAUCGUCCCCCGGGGCUGCGGUGCCCCAGCACCCGCCCGGGGCCCCGUCCCCGUCCCACCUCUUACGUGGAGCCUUCUGGCUAAAACCCUGGACCAAAUGGGGACACUGCAGCUUUUUAAAGUCGUCUUUCCUUUUUUUUUUUUUUUUUUUUUUUUUUUCCUCCUUCCGCUUAGUCUCUGAUCUUUUUUUUUUCUUUUCUUUGAGAAAGCUCCUACAUUGCAUUUAAAUAACAAUCAUGGUAACAGAAUUCAACUGCUGAUUUACCAAUGUAUUUAAUGUAAGUAUAUAUUAAAAAAAAAAAAAAAAAAGGGAAGAAAAAUCAGUGUA